Molecule: messenger RNA, 5043 nt
Organism: Sinocyclocheilus anshuiensis
Lineage: Eukaryota; Metazoa; Chordata; Actinopteri; Cypriniformes; Cyprinidae
Product: protein KIAA2022-like
Exons: 4
Coding region: 509-4291 (1260 amino acids)
Biological process (GO): negative regulation of cell-matrix adhesion; negative regulation of cell-cell adhesion mediated by cadherin; negative regulation of cell adhesion mediated by integrin
Cellular component (GO): nucleus
Source: RefSeq, a predicted model, not a curated record
GCCGUGCAAAAUAUGGGGGCGCGCUCUUUAUGGCAGGUCUCAGAAGAGGGGGAGCAGCAGCGCACGAGCGCGCCGUCGUUGUCAGGGACGGACGGGGUACAGCUGGGAAAAACACAUCCGCACGCACGCACACCCCCGUCUCCGUUACGCACGUACAUAAGGCAAAAACAAAAGCGACUCUAAAGGAGGAGAGAGCGGAGCGCGAGCAUGCGGCGAGGAGCAGGCGCUGCAGCAGACCUUUGUUUGUUUCCUGGAAACCCUGGAGCGCGAGAGAAUAAAAUGGAGUGGUAAGGGGCUCCGAGGCGCGAGAGGCGCGUCCACCUGCUGCUACCGGGAGGCAGUCAGAGAGGGCAAACAUGCUGAGAGCGCUGCAUUGAAGGGGGUUACGAAAAAACAACAUUCUGCACGCCGAGCGAUCAAACGGAGUCUUAAGAGCGGGCGGGACGGGUGUAACGGGAGGCUGGACAGUUGUAAUUAUGUUAGUGAGAGUGAGAUUCAGUUCAGAUUGAUGGAUGUUCUACAGGAGUCCCGAUUCUCAGGGGCAGAUCGCAGCCCCUGCCCAAGAGAUGCUAGUGAAAAUGAAUCACAUGACCCAUUGACAGAUGUUUCACAUGAUCUAAGGCGCUGUGAUGACAUUGCUCCUGUGGCGCUGUCCCUGCCCUCCCUCUGUGGCCAGAGUCAGCCCUCUGAAGGUCCUCUUAGCCCAGCUGACCUGCAUGAUGGGUCUGUCUCCAACACCACCUCUCUGUCCUCUCUUUCUUCAUUCUCCUCUCUUUCCUCCCUUUCAUCUCUCUCUUCUGUGCCCUGUUCCAAACCUGUGACGCCCUGGUCUGUGCCGCAGACCUGUGACAGGUCGUCCCUCUCUAACAUGGACUCCAGGGGCGGAGACUGCCUUAGCUGUCUGAUCCCCAAAAAUCAGACAGAACCGGAAUCCUGUGAGUCCGUACUCGGCUUUGCCAGCAUCAAUUUGCAAUGCCUUGGCCCUGCCCCCAGCGCAGGUCGCUAUGGUGACCAGGUUCUAUCUGACCAGCUGCUCAGCGGCCCCGCCCAUCCAGCUGUAACCAAUGAGGGGGCUGAAGAAGGGAGGUCGAUGCAGGAGAGCGAAUCAGAUGAGGAUCCUGCAUCCAGGAGCAUAUACGAAGGUCUUGGAGAGGAGGCACAGGACUGGAGCUGUCUAGAGACUCUCAUCAGUGAGAGUCGUAUGGAGCUGUUGGACUUAUGCUCCCGCAGUGAACUUGCAGUCAAUCUGUUCUGUGAGGAAGAUGUGGAGAAUUACAUGUUUCAGGAGGAGGAGACAGCACUCGGUACUGACGUCUGCUCGCUCAAGAUACGCUAUGAGUCCUAUCAGGAUGGAGUGCAGGAGAGGAGUGAGUCUGCCCUACAGGAUGAGUCUCAACUAGGUUUCUUUCCUAGCUUACCUUGCAGUAGAAAAGAGGGGCCAAAAGUGAAACCAGACCAAUCCACUGAGAUUAAGGCUGAUGACCACGUGACCCCCAAUAUUAGCCCAGACAGUAACUUUCUUUUUGACCUCAGCAACUCUCCGGAAGAUUCCGGUGAAUUCAGUGAUGACAGCUCUUGCACAGGCUCCCCAGACCAUGGGCUCUCCCUCCGCCAUGGCUGCUUGUCCAGAGAAAACUCUAGCUACUCCAGCCAGCUAAGCUACCGCCUCCGAGCCAAGAGGAAGGUGGCCUACCGAGAAGACUAUUUGUAUGAUGUGGACUCAAUAGAAAGUGAGAAAAAUGCAGAAAAACGAGAAAAACCGCCUGCUGGGCUUAAGAAAGAGCGUGAUGACGACUGGUGCCCAAAGAAGAGGCGGCGGUCCAGUAGGAAGGACCCACCUGUCAUUAUAAAAUACAUAAUCAUCAAUCGUUUUAAAGGCCAGAGGCACAUGAGAGUGCGUCUGGGACGAGUCGACCCAUCACCCGCUGUGGUCUGUCUGAGUCCAAAUGCUCUGCUUCACUAUGAGAGACUUGCACCAUUAAAAGCAUACUGGCAGGAAAGAGAAAAGGAGCAGCAGGAGCAGAAUAGAUUAACAGCUGCAGAAACAACCAAACGUCUCAAUGGCUGCAAAAGACCAAGCACUACACCCAAACGCAAGCACAGGAUGGCCAGACUCAGGAUCCAGCAGAUCCAUACCGUACAGAAUUCCCUCCCCAGACAAACUAUAGUGGUCCCCAUCCACAAGCAACCAGAGGGGACCGAAUCCCUGAAAAGCACAGAGGAACCAAAAGAGGACAUUACCUCCGUUACACACACUGCCAGGGCUAAAAGCAGAACACAGGAGAGAGAGGAAAGAAGAGAAGCAGGUAAAACAGGGAAGAUAAAGAAGUUCAAAAGUGAAGCAAGACUUCGGUUGAAAAAGUUAAAAGAGGCUGAGACACAGGAAGUCCCAGAAGCCUCUGAGAUUGAGCAGUGCAGCCCAUGUUUACAAGAAAACCUUAGUAACUCUUCGAAAGAUAAUGCCACAGAUGAAGCCUCCAGUAAUGACCCUGAAAAAUGCACUUUGACCCCAACUGCUCCAGGGACUGAUGGAAAUGCUGAACUCCUCCCCGGGGGAUACCUGCAAACUCUUCUCGAAGCCUCUGAGUCAUCAAGCACUGCUAACAUCAACUAUUUCCAUCCAGGGCUACAGAAUCCCACACUUCAGCCAGUCCAGAGCUGUGUUCUCUCUCCUCCCUCUGAAUCAGAGCUGCCUCACUCUCCUCCACCUAUGAACCAUGGGCCCCACCACACGCAUUAUACUGAGCCAAGCCUUACUGAACCAAACCAGUCCAUUUCAUGGCCAUCCGAACCAUCUGCUGAACAGCUGCCCUUCUCCCCAGACAUCCCAACCCAGUCGCCAAUGAUGCCAUCGGGUUUUCCCACACCGUUGCCUGUGUUAGCAGGGGAUAGCACAAAUGUCAAAGGCUUUGGGCAAGUAUCUCUGUCAGGGUGCAGGGUCUCAUAUGAAGAAUCCCAACCUGAUGCUGAUUAUGGCUUGAGUCCGACUGGCUCUCGGAGUGACAGUGGUGUAGGGCGACUGGUUAGCUUUAACUCCCAGGGAUCACUUUCUGCCACCUCCAGCAACUACAGCUCACUCAGCCUGAGAGAGGGAGAAAGGGAGAGGGAAGAGGAGAUUGGUGAGAUCAACGAUGGCUUCUUGCCGCAUUGCAGCCCACGGCUCAUCUUGCAACAAAGUCUAGAGGAGGUUGCUCCACUUCGAGAGUCAACUGACCUCUUAGAUAUCUCCAACUUUACACCUGACAAGUUCCGCCAUUCAUCUCUCUCGGAGAUGUCGCCACCAGACACACCUAACUCUUCCCCUCAACUGCUGGGGAACUGUGGUAAAGUUGGAGAAUUCUCGGAAGCAGCAGAAGCAAACGUACAAUGGAACUGUAGAGUUGUCCCGCAGCUUAAUCAAGACGGAAACCCACACCACCUACAGAUACACUCUUUCAACACGGAGGAGGAAGAAGUAGGGCUAAGGGAUCACAAAGGCUCAACAAAAAAGGGUGGGAAAAACGGACAAAGCACCAAAAAGAGCAAAACUGCUAAAACGGCGAAAGGAGAAAAAGUUAAGCUCCCACGUCAGGGGUCUCGUUCUGUGCGGAAGAUCAAAGCCUUGCUAGAGGGAAAAGCAGCCAAAAGUGGAGGAGGGUCAGGAAGUGGCGCUUCUUCCCCUACCCCAUCGCUUGGCUUAAUUGGAGUUCAGGGGGAGUGGCCUAUUACUGGGGGACUGUCAAACGAUGACCAACGAGAAUUCCAGGAACCAUCGAACAUCCUGUCCAAUAUAGUGUCUGGCAUGGCUGAGGUGCAGCGUUUCAUGAGGGCCUCUGUGGAGCCUCUUUGGGGGCCUUGUCUUUCACCUGGUCAACAUGCCCUCCAGAGCCAGACACUGAAGAUUCUGGGUAGCGCUGCUGACCUUAAAAAGCGGAGUGGUGCCUCAGGCGGAGGUCGAGGGAAGAAAGGGGCUGGGCGUGGUGGUAAAGCACUGCCUAAACUUGUUCCACCAGGCUUCUUUCCUACCCUCGGAUUGGACUGUCUCCCACUUCCACACCGUCCAGCCCACAAAAAAAUGUAUCGUCACAAAAGCAGCGCUAAGUUCUCCCGCGAGGAACUCUUAGCGGGUAAAAGGGACAUAAAAGGAGUAGCACUGACCGCUUUGGUCGAGAAACGGAGCUAUAACACUGUAUGUGUUAAAUCGGUGUCACAGAACCAUGGUUUAGAUCGAGCCCAGCGCCCUGCUCUGUCUCUCAGCAAAUGGUUGCCUUCUGUUCAGGGGUCAAAGGUCAUGUGUAGUAUUCUGUGCUAAGAAUCGUUUCCCCUCAUUUCUGUGCCAACCCCUCAGAACACUGGGCUCUGACAAGCUAAAAGAAAGCUUCUUGACCGAGAUGCUCUUUUUUUCUGAGGUUCUGAAAUUUCACAAGAGAUAUUUUCAUUAUUGUUGUUUGUUUAUAAGUUGUGAGAAGGGGGUUCAUUCAUCUGUUCUCCAGUGAAUCUCCUCCUGCCAGUAUCAAAAUGCUGUUGUACACAAACAUAUGCACUAUUUACAAAACAAGAUUAUAUCAAACAUGUUUAAAUUAAUGUGCCAAACUAUGAACAAUUAAACGUACAGACAUUUUUAUCUACAUAAAUAUUUGCUGUUUUAUAAUGUGGCAGUGAUUGAGGAGCGAGUGUGUGUGUGCUUGGGAUGGGGGAGUUGUUAAUCUGAGAUUCACUCCUGUUGCAUCACAUCUGUACAAACAGCUAGCGGCGAGGAGUCAUCUCAACAAUCAGAAGAAAAAUGUUGUUGGUUUAUUUUCUGUGUUUUACACUCCUGGCUAUUUCAAGAUUAGAGGCAUGAAGUGAGAGAUGCAUGACGAGAAUUUGUGGGAGGAAGCUGAAGUGCUAUAAUGGCAGAGAAAAACAUUGGUUGCCUUUCAUUCUGAUGCAUUUCUAGAUGGUAAAAGAUCACUCUGUUCGUGUGUAACAAGGUAAGAAAAUGAUCAUUCCUUCUUAUAACAAGACAUACAAUGCAUUCUAACUCGUUUACAUCCCCAAGUUUCUAGUUCGGUAAAUAUAUUU